GAUGACAUUAUCAGCGUGUUUCUCCUUAUAUUUUCCAGUUUUUAUUGUUAAUGUGAUUACUUACAUAAAAAAGUGAUGUUAUUAAUCUAGUUAAUCUUAUAAAUUUAACCAAGUUUUGUACAGCCAGCCCAAUGGAUGUUGAUAUUUUGCUUGAUAAUAAGGAAUACUUGUAUGGUGAUGAUUUUCUCGAGCAGUUAACAAAAGACUACCAAUGGUCGUCAGUAUUAGAUGCAACUGAUGCGUCUCCCAGCGAGAUAUUAGCAGAUGCUGCUUCAUUCCUUAUCCCGCCAGUUUCACCGAUACAGAGCAUCAAAUCAUCUUCCAAUGACAGCAGCAAUUCAGACUCGAGCAGUGAUGAUGAUUCCAAAAACAGCUCCUCCAAUACACCCAGAGACUCCUCUGUAUCGCCAUUUGAUUGGAUCUCCAGUUUUGAAGAUGAACCUGCAAAUCAUUUGAAUUUGGAAGAUAUAGAACAGUUCCUACAAAAAUGUGAUCCCUCGAACGCCGUUCCGUCCCUAACGGAGCAGCCCCCAAAUGUCAGGCCACCGGAAAACACCCAGUUGCGGCCGCACCACCGACCGGUGGUCGCCAUCGAGAACGGUGUCAUCAAAAUAGAGGGAAUCAAAUUUGAAAGUACAACAUUAGAUCAAAACUUCACGAAAACACAUCCCGUGGAUAAGAAUGCAUGUAAAGUCAAUAGUCGGCAACCGAACACACCAAGUUAUUUCAAAGUAGUCAAUGAGCACAGCAUACCCAAUAUACCCAUAGUCAAAGAGGUUGUGAACAAGCCGAUCAAGGUUGUUGUAGAUCCGAAGAAUGUACCCAGCUUGCUCUUGGAUAAAGCGAACGUUCCAGAAGGCAUGGGGGGAAAGAUCGCUAUAUCACCGUUACCACAGAAAGUCAGCUACCAAAGAAAGGUCUCGCCACCUCGAAACAAUGUAGUAUUGUUACCCGCUGUACAGAAUGCGAGUCCAAACGGUGCACAAAAACCCAUCGUUAUGGACGACAAUUCCUUAAGUUCUGUAGACUUGUCAAAUUUAAGUGAAGAAGAAAUCAAAGCGUUGAAGAAGCAGCAGAGGAUGAUAAAGAAUCGGGAAUCAGCGUGCCAGUCCCGUCAGAAGAAGAAAGACUACGUGCUUUCUCUACAGCAUCAGCUGAUGGAAGCUCACAACGAGAUCGCUCAGCUGAGACGCGAGAACACGGAGCUCCGGAGUCAGUUGGCUCUGUGCCACCCUAGAGGCCGCAAGAUACCGCGUUUGGAUGGCCGGGUCCUGAUACCUAAGAAGAACAUCGCUCUUUUGUGUGCUAUGGUGUUUAUGGUGUCACUCAAUUUCAACAUUUUAGGGUGGGGUUCUAAACCUUUAGUGGGCCCCACUGGUCCUCACGUCGGCUCCAGACACUUAUUGUCAGUGUCAGAGGAUAAUAAGGAAGUUCCCGAGCCAAGUAAAAUCGAUAAAGCAAUUCCAGACGCGUCAAACCAGAGCGCAUACACCCCUGACUGUCAGAACGUAAAAGUGAAAGACACGGGGCAUAUAAACCAGAACGAGAGCAUCAGACUCGCUGGCGAGUUGAAACGGUGGAUCGGACGUGGUACAACGCUUAACUGGACCAGUAAUGAAGCGAAGCCAAAACGGAGGGCUAGUCGGUACUUCGCUGAUAAUAAAGUUACUGGUCUCUUCGGCUCAUACAAGUUGUACAACAAGCUGAACCUAGACGGCAACUUUUACGACAAGCCGCGCCUCCGCCGCAUGCGACGAGGGAAAGAGUUGGAGUUCCCGGCUAUGAUGGACUAUGAGACUCUUUACCCGAAGGUGAAGCCGGACUACGAAUAUGGUGACUUCGGCGAAUGGAACGCCUUGCUCCGCGCGCUUCACCGCCGCGACGACACGUUCUACGUAGUGGGCGUGGGCAAGGGAGAGCACCUGCUGUUGCCGGCCGUGUCGCAUAACAUGACCAUACCGCCCAAGAUGGCGCUCAUACUGCCCGCCAAGACUGGCAACGAUUCCACAAUGGCCGACCAUGUAACACUAAUGCAGAUCGAUUGCUCCGUAGUCAACACUACCCUCGUCCAACUAAAAUCCGAAGCCCUACCCAAAAGCAUAAGAGCCAAAAACGAGGUAAUACCCGCUGUAUACCCUUCCAAACCAAACACGAAACAUCUAUACAAAAGAAUACCAGACGUAGAUAUACUACACAACAUAAGCAAUAAUAUCUCCAACUAUCCAGUAAACGAAAAGCGUUAUAAAAACUUAGACUUAAACAAGGACGAUUUCUUCGCCCAAUAUUUAUUAUCAAAAUACGAAGAAACUAAAGGUGAUACGAAACAGGCCAAUGGAAGCAAAACAGGGGAAGAUAAAACACACCAGACGAGUACUGUCUGAAUUUUGUACUUAGAUCGUAGUGGCAAAAAAAAGUAAAUGUGUGAUUACAAUACUUUUUGAUAUUCAUUAGUGUGUGUAAAGUUCGCUUUUUGGGUUAGCUUUAGACUACGUUUCGGUUGUGUUCGUGUUUCUAACACUCACUGCCAGACAAAAAAUGGCGCACUGCUCCAGAAACCGAUCGUUAUCUAUAACCGUUGUCUUAUAUAGCGGGCUACGGGUUGUCCGGCAUCUAAGCAAAGUCCACGAUUGCUCACCUUGCGGGUUCUUGGCAGUGAACGUGUUAACCUUUUCACCGCGAAAGAAAUCCCUGACGCGUUUCAUUAUCGUUUUGUGUAUUCCGACAAAGUUCACGAUUAUGCCGGCACUGUAAAUUGUUUACACAAGUUAAUUAAAAUUUUGAAAAACCCCAGACCGCGACCUAGUGGAUCGAUUUUCAUGAAACAUGGCUAAGAACACUCCCGACUAACACAGCUUUCAAAUAAAAAAAAACUAAAUCGAAAUCGGUUCUU
Messenger RNA from Leguminivora glycinivorella, 2890 nucleotides. It is a transcript of the gene Atf6, whose product is annotated as cyclic AMP-dependent transcription factor ATF-6 alpha. Gene Ontology annotation, cellular component: nucleus. The record is from RefSeq and is a predicted model, not a curated record. Lineage: Eukaryota; Metazoa; Arthropoda; Insecta; Lepidoptera; Tortricidae. Gene Ontology annotation, biological process: endoplasmic reticulum unfolded protein response; regulation of transcription by RNA polymerase II. Bases 132 to 2381 code for a protein of 749 amino acids. Gene Ontology annotation, molecular function: DNA-binding transcription factor activity, RNA polymerase II-specific; RNA polymerase II cis-regulatory region sequence-specific DNA binding. The transcript is spliced from 14 exons.